Molecule: messenger RNA, 1404 nt
Organism: Daldinia childiae
Lineage: Eukaryota; Fungi; Ascomycota; Sordariomycetes; Xylariales; Hypoxylaceae
Product: Succinate-semialdehyde dehydrogenase [NADP(+)]
Exons: 4
Coding region: 1-1404 (467 amino acids)
Molecular function (GO): aldehyde dehydrogenase (NAD+) activity
Source: RefSeq, a predicted model, not a curated record
AUGUCUGUCGAAACGCUCACAACCAUCUCGCCUACUACAAACGAGCCGAUAUUGACUCGCAAUGGCGUCACGGCUGCCGAAUUGGAAGAGAUUCCUAAGAUCGCUGCUGAGAAAUUCCAGAGUUGGCGGCAGACCUCAUUGACGGACCGUCAAAUCAUAAUUAAGAAAGCGUUAAAACUACUGGAGAAGAAAAAAGAUGAUCUUGCUGAGGAGCUCACCGUCCAGAUGGGACGACCUAUUGCUUAUACUGGUGUUGAAAUCACAACGGCCAUUAAACGUGCAGACUACCUCGUCAAGAUUAGUGAAGAAACACUGAAGGAUACCGAUGGCGAGGCGGAGAAAGGAUUCAAGCGAUUCAUUCGGAAAAUUCCCGUUGGCCCUGUCCUCAUAAUCUUCGCCUGGAACUACCCUUACCUAAUUCUUGUCAACUCACUUAUUCCAGCUUUACUUGCUGGCAAUACCGUUAUUCUCAAACCUUCCCCGCAGACCCCUACGAUUGUUGAACAGAUCGCCAAGGUCUUUGCAGAGGCGGGACUACCCGCUGGUGUCUUGCAGUAUUUCCACUGCGGGUCGCCGCUGAUCAUGGAGUCCGUGGUACGGGAUCCGAAGGUAUCUCUAAUCUGUUUCACCGGUUCGGUGGCGGGAGGUUUGUCAGUCCAAAAGGCCGCUUCUGAUCGAAUUGUCAAUGUUGGCCUAGAGCUCGGCGGUAAAGAUCCCGCAUACGUCAGGGGAGACGUAGACUUGGACUGGGCAGCUGCUGAGAUUGUCGACGGAUCCAUUUUUAACUCGGGUCAAAGUUGUUGUGCCAUUGAACGUGUUUACGUCGACGAGAAGAUUUACGACUCUUUCAUCGAAGCAGCUCAAAAGGUCUUGAAGGACUACAAGGUUGGCGAUCCUCUUGAAAAGGAGACCCAGAUCGGACCGGUCAUUUCGAAGCGGUCUAAGGAGACUAUCGAGUCGCAUAUUCAGGACGCUUUGAGUAAAGGUGCAAAAGACGCAACACCAGAGAAUUCGACAUUCUCGAACCUCCCACCAAAAGGAAACUUUGUCAAGCCUACGCUCCUCAUCGAUGUCAACCAUAGCAUGACGGUCAUGACGGAAGAAACGUUUGGGCCCGUUAUUUCCAUCAUGAAAGUCAAGUCCGAUGAAGAGGCUGUGUCAUUAAUGAAUGACAGCGAAUUCGGCCUCACAGCUAGCAUAUGGACCAAGGAUACGGCUAAGGGCUAUGAGUUGGCGGAGCAAGUCGAAGCGGGAACCGUCUUUGUCAACCGUGCAGACUACCCCAGCCCCGAUCUGGCCUGGACAGGUUGGAAGAACUCGGGCAAGGGCGUAACUCUAAGCAGAUUCGGAUUCGAUCAAUUCGUGAAGCUGAAGAGCUAUCAUUUGAAGGACUACCCGAAAUAG